This is a messenger RNA of Oryza sativa Japonica Group (Japanese rice), 3546 nucleotides long. RefSeq names its product phenolic glucoside malonyltransferase 1. NCBI's taxonomy places the organism in Eukaryota, Viridiplantae, Streptophyta, Magnoliopsida, Poales, Poaceae. The record is from RefSeq and is a predicted model, not a curated record.
AGGCAGCUCGGGGUGGGCAGGAUGGUGGCGGGAGGUAGCGAAGGCUACUCGGGGAGGGCGGAUGGCGGCGCGGUGGCGGCGUGGCUAAGGCAACUUGGGGCGGCAAGUGAGCGCCGUCAGGAUGGUGCAGUGCUGCCGGCACGUGCCUCAUCCUCGUCGUUGGCAUCCGUGCGCGCGAGAGAGAGGUGUGAGAGGGGAAAGAGAGAGAGGUGAGAGAUCUGACGGGUGGGCCCCAUCGAUUAUUUGAUAAAAGAAUUGUUGACUGAACUACCACGUAGGACCAAAACCGCUCUCAAAGCUAUUUGAGGGGGGUUUUCAUCCAAUAUUAAUAGUUGAGGGUGAAAGUUAUCUUAUUUUUGAGUUUAAGGGGUAAUUCGUACUCACCUAAUAACUUAGGGGCAUAAUUCGAGUAUGGACCAGUGAAGUGAAGUCACUCGCGGAGAUGCAAGUAUUAUAGGAGUAGAAGCAAAGCUCGAUCGCUCUGCAGCUAGCCACGAGCACACAACCCUGACCUGUUCUGCGGCGAGACCAUGGCGUCGCAACCGGCCGCUCACGCCGCUGGCCUCCGCGUCCUCCGCACAACGCGCGUCGCGCCAGCGCCGCCCGCCGGCGAGCCCUCGCUGCCCGAGCGAGCCCUGCCUCUCAUCUUCAUGGACGCGGGGUGGCUCCACGCCCAGCCCGUCGAGCGCGUCUUCUUCUACCGCCUCGGCCCCUGCGACGACGACGAUGUCGACGCUGUGCUGUCCCGGAUGGAGGAGUCGCUACCCCGGGCGAUCCACGCCUUCUACCCGCUCGCCGGCCGCGUCCGCCCAACGCCCGGCGAGACCAACCGGUACGAGCUCCUCUACCAGCCCGGCGACGGCGUGGCGUUCACUGUCGCCGAGCACGACGGCGUCGGAGUCGGCGUCGACGAGCUCGCCACGGACGAGCCGAGGGAGCUCGCCAAGAUCGCGUCGUUCGUCCCGGAGCUUCCCGAGGGCGGCGCGGUGCUCGCGCUGCAGGUGACCGUGCUGCCGCCCAACCGCCGUGGUCUCGCUGUCGGCAUCAUCGUCCACCACUCCGCCUGCGACGGGGUGGGCUCGACGCACUUCCUCCACACCUGGGCCGCUGCCUGCGCCGGCGACCGGAUGCUCCCAGAGCCGCCUGUGAUCGACCGCACGCUCAUCCGUGACCUACCGAACAUGCACGACGAGAUCACCUCAUCCACGAACGAAGCCAAAGAUCUGUUCAAAGCGCCCGACGCCGGCAAGCUCCUCGACGUCCUCGCCACUUUCACCCUGUCCAAAGAGCUCCUGCAGGGCGUCAAGGACGCCGUCGCCAGCGAGGCCGCACGUCGCGGCGUGCCGCCGCCUCGGUGCACGUCCCACGUGGCCAUGUACGGCCUCAUGUGGCACUGCUACCGCCGGGCCAGACGGGACGACGGCGGCCGUGCCGCCGCCGCCGCCCAUUUCAUCUUCGCCGUCGACCACCGGUCGCGGCUGGUGCCCCGCGUCCCCGACAACUACCUCGGCAACUGCGUCGGCCCGGGCUUCGCCUCGGCGCCCGAGGAGGAGCUCGCCGUCGCCGACGCCGCGGGCGGCGUCUUCACGGCCUGCGCCACGGUCGCCGCCGCCAUCGACGAGGCGGUGCGCGGCGAGCUCGCGUACUGGGAGGGGUGGACGGAGCGCGUCGUGGAGGCGUGCAGGGACGACGCGCCGUUCUCUGUGGCCGGGUCGACGAGGUUCCGCGUGUACGACGUCGACUUCGGGUUCGGGAGGCCGGCGAAGGUGGAGAUCGUGUCCGUGGCGAAGACCGGCGCGGUGUCGGUGGCGGAGGAUCGUUCCGGCGCCGGCGGCAUCGAGGUUGGCAUAGCUCUGCCGCCGGAGCGCAUGGACAGGUUCCGGAGAUGCCUCGCCGACGCCAUUGCUUGGCUUUCCUCGUCUUCCCAAUGCAACUAUCGUGGGAAAACUGCAGUACGUGGAGUAGAUUUCAUCAGAGAUUCGGUUUUCAUGUCUGUUUGCUGGCUUAUACUCUCUCUCUCUAAAAAAUAAUAAUAAUAAACCCUAGGGAUGGAUCGGCACAUGUACUUAGAUUCAUUCGAUCAAUUCUUUUUUAAGGACGGAAGGAGUAAGUCGAAAUAAAAUUUAAAACUUUUUAAUUUAAUUUUAGUGAUUGUAUUUUCAUCCCUUCUGGAGUACUUUUAAACUGCUGGUAAUAAUUAUUUACAUAAAAAUUAUUUUUGCUGCCUUGUUAAUUUUUUUAUAGCUUAUUUUGUUGCUCAACCGAUCAGACAAUUUUGAAUGGCAUUUCAUUUGAAAGUGGAUUUUAAACUCUCAAGGGGAUGUCUUUUCAUUGUUUGCAUGACACUUAGAAUAGUUAUAAAAUUAUUAUAAAAAUUGAGAAGAUGUAUUAACAUGAGAUAUAUCGCUUUAGAAACAUGUAAGGUAAAAUUCUACUUUUAUAAGUUGCAAUAAGAAAAAAUAAAUUAAAGAUAGUUAACGUAUAUUCAGAGUCAAUUUUUUUUUGCAACGUGUUAAAGUGAGAAAUUUAACUUGCAUGUCUGUAGAGGGAUCUAACACAUAUUAAUCUAUAUUAUUAAUUUCUUUUUCAAAUUUUUCAUAGUCAUUUGAGUGACAUACAACAAUGAGUGGAUGUCACCUUGAGAGUUUAGAAUAGUAUCACUAUUUUAUUUGUCCUAGGAUGUGUUCUUAACUCAAGGUUCCCAACAUCAAUUCUCUCAUUACCCACACGCACGAAUCCUGAACUACUAAACAUAAUGUUUAUUUAAAAAAAUUCUUUAGAAAAAGAUGCUGUAAAAAAUCAUAUCAAUUUAAUUUUUAAACUAUUGUGUUAAUACUUAAUUAAUUAUGUAUUAUUUUGUCAUUUUGUUUUACGUGUGAAGGGGAGAGAUUUCCAAACCAAUCCAAAUGGACACACCCUAAAUGUAAAGAAGUGAGUUUCGUGUUGGGAUUUUACUCCAGCAUAGCUCAAGCUACUCCCUUCGUUCGGAUUAGAUACAUAUAACAAAUUUGGAUAAGUUUGUUUAAAUUGUUGUACUAAAAUAUAUUCCAUCCCGUUCUAACUUGUAAUAUUUUGAGACAGGACUAGUACAUGGUAAGCUUGGUAAUAUGCAAGACCAAUAUAUAUAUUUAUUUAUGCUUAUGCUUCUAAUACUACGUCCUUUAAAUACUUGUAAGCUAUUGUAUUUGUAUUUACUGCUACAUCUGUUUUAAAAUAUAUAACUUUUACUUACGAAUCUGGUUUUAAAUUUUUAUAUUUUAGAUAGAAGGAAUAAUGUUUAUGAUUAGCAAAUGAUAAAUCGGCAAAUGUAUAUGUCAGAACACUAAAAUUCGUAAAGGAAAUAUGAAUAAGCCAAAGCUCUUAAUGAGUUUAUUAACCCGCUUGAGUUAACUUGCGAGCCAGAACCAACCUAGACUUUUAGCGCACUAUAUUAAGCCGAGCCUAGCAACUUGUGUUGAUGUAAAAACACGAGGCCUGAAAGAUCUGCUUAACUUCAGUGCAGGUCCAAAAAUCUUGUCUUUAGAUUUGUGAGCAUGCCAGUUGAUU